CGCUUUCUGGCGUGCGGGCCUUCGCGGGGCUGUGUGAAACAUAGUCCAGCUUACAAAGAUGUGGCUCUCCCAAGCCGUGCUGAUAUUUUUAGGGAUACUCCUUAGUGCAGAAUCCCGCCCCUUGUCACUGGAUCCGGCCACUCGGGUCGGCGACGUACCGUUGACAGCCUUAUUUCGUGUGCCACCAAUUGCCAACCGGGCAGUUUCCCUGCUGGAGACAUCGACGGAAACUUCCGCACCUUCCGCCUUACAAAGAUCGCCGGUCGGGGAUAUAUCUCCAACGCCAACAACCCAAAACUGGGCUCGACCAGCUCAGGCUCAGCUUGGCUUCUCAUCACCCCGCCGGCAACCACCAAAACCAGAAAACCCAACUCCCCGUGUUCCAAGCCGCAUUCAAGCCGCGAUCAGCUAUUUCAACACAUCCUCGGAUCGUACCCUGACCACGACGUUAGGACCAACAGGCCCGACACGCCCAACCUCACCAACUGGAACUGGAAUAGGUUCUUCCACCUCGCCCACAUCCCAGCCAAGCAUGGCUUCGCAGAAUGUGUUUCUCCCUGUUUCCAAAGACCAGAUACCCGCCAAUAUCCCAAAAAGGGAUGGUCAUCCUGUCCGCAAGGAUCACAUUACGGAUGCCCCCGGGCCGAUAUCCACCAACAAGUUCUACGCCAAUUUCUUUCUAGGCAAUCAGAGCGGCUACUCGUUCAUCCAGCCGUACUCAGUCGGAUGGUCCAAGGGUGCAAACCCUACGGGGAGCUUUGGCUUGGCCAUUUCCCAUAGUGAUGCGAGCCAAACGGUGUUCGGUGAACGAAGUGACGUUAUUCCUGGCAACCCAGUCAGGUUCUACGCCAAUCCUGUCGGGAUUCAGUCGAUCAUUUUGUCGGCUGAGGAACUUAAGAACUCUACUACUCUAAGCCUUUCAAACCCCCAAGCUUUCUCUGCAAAUGUCAUUCUAAGACCUCAGAAGGAUUCGGACGCGAGCGCAUCCUUUCCACUGGUCCAGGGCAUGGGAUUUGUAACGGGUCUAUACGACAACUUACAGCCCGUAAUCCAGUCACAGGUGUCGUUUAAGCAGGUAGAUGCGGCCGGCAGCCCCAAGGAUGGUAUCUUCAAGUACAAGGCCUCCCUCCAGGAUGGCGCAAACUGGCUCCUGUAUGUCACUCCGGAAAAUGGAGCGGAUCCCAAGUUGGUUCUUGUGUCCAACAACACUAUUCGAGGUUCCAAGGGUUUUAAUGGCUUCAUCCAAGUUGCUAAGGACCCUGGGAACGGUGACAGCAUUUACGAUGGAUCCGCUGGUGUUUACCCGACUGCUGCGAAUAUUGCGGGUUCAGUCACAGGGAAUCAGGGAACUUACCAGUUUUCUUGGACCAAGGCUGGAAAAAAUGCGGACAAUACGCCAUUGCUUAUGUUUGCGCUGCCUCACCAUGUUGAAGCAUUCGACGAUUCUUCAAAGAGACGCAAAACCGAUUUGAAACUGCAAACGACCACUAAGGGCCAAGCUACAGCCUGCGUGGGUGACUCGUGGACCAUGAUCGAACCAAAUCUGCCUGUUGAUAUAGGAUUCGAACCCUGGAAGCCAGGAAUGCCAGGAAAGCCUUCGCUGUCAGCAGGCGCAAAAGAGCAGAUAAAGGCCGUCGCUCUUUCCGAGUUGUCCCAAGACAUGGAGUCCCAGACAAAUCUGGACAGUAUGUACUUUAGUGGGAAAGCUUUGGGGAAAUUUGCUGGCGCAGUAUACACUGCACAGGAAUUGCUACAGGACGCCGGCCUCGCGUCACGAGCUCUAGAGUCUUUGAAAAAAUCAUUUGCGAGAUUUGUGGAAAACAAGCAGAAACAUCCACUUGUCUAUGACACUGUGUGGAAAGGUGCGGUUUCUUCUGGCACAUAUCAAACUGGGGAUAUAUACCUCGAUUUUGGAAACACUCUUUACAACGAUCACCAUUUCCACUACGGGUAUUUCAUUUUGACAGCUGCGAUAAUUGGACACCUCGAUCGGUCAUGGCUCGAUACCAAUAAAGUCUGGGUUAAUAUGUUGGUCCGCGAUGCAUCAAACUCCGUUUCUGACGAACUUUUCCCGUUUUCACGAGGCUUCGACUGGUUCAAUGGGCAUUCAUGGGCCAAGGGACUGUUUGCCUCGAUCGAUGGCAAGGACCAAGAAUCUACCUCUGAAGACACCAUGUUUGCGUACGCUCUGAAGAUGUGGGGUAAAACUAGUGGAGAUGCUAGCAUGGAGGCUCGAGGAAAUUUGAUGCUGGGAAUCCUCUACAGGUCACUCGACAGCUACUUUUUGAUGCGCAGAAGCAAUGUUAAUCAGCCAAAGGAAUUCAUUGAUAAUAAAGUCACUGGGAUUCUGUUUGAAAAUAAAUGCGACCAUGCCACAUACUUUGGAGCGAACUUGGAGUAUAUUCAAGGCAUACAUAUGCUUCCUCUCCUCCCCGCUUCGGCCUAUACUCGGCGGAGUGAGUUUGUGAGAGAAGAAUGGAAUGCAAUGUUUGCUCCCAAUGCAACCAAGCCUGCUGAUACCGUGGAAGGUGGGUGGAGGGGAGUUCUUUAUGCCAACCUGGCAAUUAUCGACGCAGAAGCCUCUUGGAAAUUUUUCACCCAGCCAAAUUUCAAUAUGGGUUGGAUUGAUGGCGGUGCUAGUCGAACGUGGUACCUCGCAUAUGCAGCUUGCCUCGGCGGAGGACCAAAGUAUUAAGUCGCACCACUUUUUUCUCCAGGUGCAAAUAAGAACAUAUAUUUAUCUUAUAAAUUUAGGGAGCAUCUAUUAAAACACCUGGGACAAUAUUUAACGUGGUCACUCAAUUACCACAUAUUUUAUAUUUCGGGCUUUUAUAUGGUGGCUUUUUCGUGACUUUUCCUUUCCUUCCCUUCUUAUGGCAAUAUGGUUUUCCUUCUAUUGAUUUAUGUAUGACGAGAUAACCUGAUUACUGUACGUCAUGUAUAUAUUGUAUAUAUUGCUACACGAUAUUCUACGUCGAUCUGA
Coccidioides immitis RS is the source of this 2983-nucleotide messenger RNA. RefSeq names its product endo-1,3-beta-glucanase. Gene Ontology annotation, molecular function: glucan endo-1,3-beta-D-glucosidase activity; endo-1,3(4)-beta-glucanase activity. The coding region runs from base 59 to 2695 and encodes 878 amino acids. The transcript has 6 exons. The record is from RefSeq and is a predicted model, not a curated record. Lineage: Eukaryota; Fungi; Ascomycota; Eurotiomycetes; Onygenales; Onygenaceae. Gene Ontology annotation, cellular component: cell surface.